AUGUCGCGACGGGCGCCGGGCGCGCCGCCGCGCACGGCUGGGGCAGCAGCGCCACCUGCGGGCUGGCACGGGGACUGCGUGCGUGCUGCGCCUCGAGGCACGCGCGGCGACGGCGCUGCCGGGCUCCGUGUCACUGAAACACCGGCGGUGCUCCGGCCUCUGCUUGGCGAGCUAUGGACUAGCUUCGGAGGCACAGCCUUUGUACAUGCUCGUGAUAUUAUAGGUGGUCAAAUGAGUGAUCUCGUGGAAGAAAACUGCAAGAAAAGUUAUUCUUCCCAGGAAACGUCUGCAGAAAAAAAUGUGUCUUCUGCUGAGUACUGCUCAACAAGACACAAAAAAUUGCAAAAACUCGAGAAACAAUUAAAAUGCUUAGCCUUUCAAAAUCCAGGACCUCAGGUAGCUGACUUCAAUCCUGAAACUAGAGAGCAGAAAAAGAAAGCAUGCAUGUCACAGAUGAAACAAAAAUUUUUUUAUGAGUCCAAAUCUACAAAGAAGUAUGACAAGCAUGGCAGGCUGCUGUGUAAUGACAUAGAUUUAUGUGAUUGCCUGGAAAUCGACUGCCUGGGUUGCUUCUAUCCUUGCUCCAAAUGCAACUCAAACAAAUGUGGGCCAGAAUGUCGCUGCAAUAGAAAAUGGGUUUAUGAUACGAUUGAAACUGAAGCUGGGGAUGUGAUCAGUGAGCUACCAUUUUUUGUCCCUGACUGAUAAUGUUCUGUU
This is a messenger RNA of Lonchura striata (white-rumped munia), 717 nucleotides long. It is a transcript of the gene ARL14EPL, whose product is annotated as ARF like GTPase 14 effector protein like. Gene Ontology annotation, cellular component: intracellular membrane-bounded organelle. Lineage: Eukaryota; Metazoa; Chordata; Aves; Passeriformes; Estrildidae. The record is from RefSeq and is a predicted model, not a curated record.